AUGAUGAUUUUCGAUAUCAUUCUACAAGCGGUCGUGAUUCUAGUUUCAGUUUUCAUGUUCCUUUGGAUGCAAAACAUACCUCAAGAUCUUUUCCAAAAGUUUUGCGAACGGCGAGCAAGAUCUGGUAUCCAAGCCAAGCGUCACUUCGUCCUCGGAGCUCAGCUUCUCGAUAAAGCCAGAUCUGAAAAGGACAGCUCCUCCAUAUCGUCGCUGGCUAACUCUGCCGCAGAGGAAGCAGAUAAAGCGAUCGCUCUGGAUCCUCGAGAUGCUGCUCCGCAUAUUCUCAAAGCCCUAGCAUUGGAUCUGCAGGGUUUCCGAUCUUCGGCGAUCGAUGCUCUGGAUGUGGCUUUAUCUUCUAUGACUAAAAAGUCGCUAUCGACGGAGGAAAGAGGAGAUGCGUUGUUGAAACGGGCGGAGCUGAGAGUGGGACUGAGUCAGGCGAGCGGCGGAGGCGGCGGGAAUAUUGACUCGGCAAUUUCGGACCUGGUGGAAUCGGUGAAGCUGAACUCGAAGAAUGCAAAGGCCCAUUUGAUUUUGGGCCAAUGCUAUGAAAAGAAAGAUUUGGUUGAUAAAGCAAGAAAUGCUUAUGAGGAAGCCCUUAGGAUUGACCCCAGAGUUAAAGAAGCUUCGGCCCGUUUGAAUUCAAUGUAA
Messenger RNA from Impatiens glandulifera, 651 nucleotides. RefSeq lists its product as uncharacterized. The transcript has a single exon. The record is from RefSeq and is a predicted model, not a curated record. The coding region runs from base 1 to 651 and encodes 216 amino acids. NCBI's taxonomy places the organism in Eukaryota, Viridiplantae, Streptophyta, Magnoliopsida, Ericales, Balsaminaceae. Gene Ontology annotation, molecular function: protein binding.